Molecule: messenger RNA, 734 nt
Organism: Annulohypoxylon truncatum
Lineage: Eukaryota; Fungi; Ascomycota; Sordariomycetes; Xylariales; Hypoxylaceae
Product: Sm-like ribonucleoprotein
Exons: 3
Coding region: 113-475 (120 amino acids)
Biological process (GO): spliceosomal snRNP assembly; RNA processing
Cellular component (GO): SMN-Sm protein complex; U2 snRNP; precatalytic spliceosome
Molecular function (GO): RNA binding
Source: RefSeq, a predicted model, not a curated record
AGCUCUCUAAAACGCGACAAACCUAUCUCGAACUUACAAGCUUUACAACACGCCACACAACAACGUCUGACCUAUUUUCUUGGUUUCGCAAAGAUACUAUCAAUCGGUCAAGAUGAAGCUCGUUAGAUUCUUGAUGAAAUGUGCCAACGAGACGGUGACGAUUGAGCUCAAGAAUGGAACUAUCGUUCAUGGCACAAUCACAUCGGUCUCCCCACUAAUGAACACCGCCUUGCGAACGGUGAAGAUGACCCCACGCGGCCAAGAUCCCAUCUCCCUCGACACGAUGAACAUCCGAGGAUCUACAAUUCGAUACUUCAUCCUCCCCGACUCGCUUCCCCUAGACACCCUUCUCAUCGACGACUCGGUGAAACCCAAGAACAAGGCUCGCAAGGAAGCAGCAGACCGAGGUGGCCGAGGUGGAGGACGCGGCAGGGGCAGAGGACGAGGUCGUGGCCGUGGCCGAGGCAGACCUUAAGGUAGUCGUUGAUUUGGAUGGGUUGUUGGUAAAUAAUUCUUAAAGCACAACUGCGCCCUCUACGUGAUAGGAGAAGGCUAGCCGCAGUCCAGGCAAUGGAAAUGUUGUACUCGAGUACGGGGAGUGAGUGGGCAUUGCUCUUACGGCGUUGGGGAGGGGGGCACAUGAAAACCAUAAAGAAUGGCAAAAGCUGGUAUGGCUCCUUUGCACCUACUUAUUUCUUCACAUGAAGAGCUGAAGGCUCACGAGAAACAAUAAA